Messenger RNA from Sarcophilus harrisii (Tasmanian devil), 2126 nucleotides. It is a transcript of the gene MED22, whose product is annotated as mediator complex subunit 22. Gene Ontology annotation, molecular function: transcription coregulator activity. Gene Ontology annotation, cellular component: mediator complex. The record is from RefSeq and is a predicted model, not a curated record. The transcript is spliced from 5 exons. The coding region runs from base 218 to 829 and encodes 203 amino acids. Lineage: Eukaryota; Metazoa; Chordata; Mammalia; Dasyuromorphia; Dasyuridae. Gene Ontology annotation, biological process: regulation of transcription by RNA polymerase II.
GGCGGGGCGUGCCUCCUGAGGACGGGCGCACUCCUUCCCCCUCCGUCCUCCUCUGUUUGUGCCCCCAGCGCUCUGAGUGCGUCCUCUAUCAGGCCGGCGCUUGGUCUUUUUGCAUUGGAGUAGGACUUCCCAUUGCGAACGGAUAGAGAAAGUGGAGCCCGACCCCGCGUUUCCCAGCGGAGGAAACGGGCGUAGACACGCGUGUCGGGAUAAUGCAAUGGCCCAACAAAGAGUCCUCCCUCAGAGCAAAGAGACCCUCCUUCAGUCCUACAACAAGAGACUGAAAGAUGAUAUCAAGUCAAUCAUGGAUAAUUUCACUGAGAUCAUAAAAACAGCCAAGAUUGAAGAUGAAACUCAGGUGUCUCGGGCAACUCAGGGUGAGCAGGACAAUUAUGAAAUGCAUGUUAGAGCUGCCAAUAUUGUGCGUGCUGGAGAAUCCCUGAUGAAGCUCGUGUCUGAUCUCAAGCAAUUUCUCAUCCUCAAUGACUUUCCCUCAGUGAAUGAAGCCAUCGAUCAGCGCAACCAGCAGCUUCGGGGACUGCAGGAUGAGUGUGAUAAGAAGCUCAUUUCCCUUCGGGAUGAGAUUUCCAUUGAUUUGUAUGAGCUGGAGGAAGAGUAUUACUCGUCCAGCUACAGUCUUUGCGACACAAUUGAUCUGCCCCUGUGUGAAGCCUACUGGAGGCAGGACCUCACUUCAUUCUCCCCUGAUGGCCUCCCUGCACCUCUGCUAGUGUCUCCUGCAGAGCCUGGCACAGCCCCUCUGCAGGGGACCACACCAGUGCUCCCUCACGUCAACGGACCUGGCCCUGGUCCCACAGAGCAUGCCUGACCAGGAUCCAGUCGUGAUGCUGUCAAAGGUGCUUGCCGCUGACUCCAGCUACCACAGCCAACAGCUGUCCUUUUGGGCACAGGGUGCCACUUGGAGAGCAACACGUUAGUAUUUCAGUCUGAGACUUCCCUCUCCUUGUUCCCUCUCUCCUUCAGCCUCAGGGAUAGAUUCCAGGUGCCCAGACUAUCCGCUAAAUUACCCUUUCUUUUCUUGGGCCUAACCUUUCUUGGGUAAAAAUCACCUUUUUCCUGAAAUUAGAGUUAAACCAUAGGUAUUUUGGGAGAGGGUUAGGGAAUUUGUUAGCCUGAGCAUAGCAUUAGGCAGAGCACUAAUUAUUUCCUAAUAAUUUCCCAACACUUUGAGUUGGGAAAACUAGGCUGCAUCCUCAGCUGUUCAGGAGACCGUUAUUCAUGAAGUCUUCCUCUUCCUCCACUCUAGCUAAUUUGAGAACAGUAGAGUUUAUGAGGAAGAUAGCUCUGGAGUUCAUCCUACACUCAGAAGUGUGAGUGUGAGUGAGUGUGAGUGAGUGUGUGUGUGUGUGUGUGUGUGUGUGUGUGUGUAAGUAAGGGGUGGGGGACCAUGAAUACUUAGAUCUAUAAAUAGAUAUAGAAAAAAAGUGGCAUUAACUUAAGCAGCACACAUAAAAGCCACAUUUAAAACUGACUUUUGUGGGGCAGAUUUAGCUACUGUAAAUGAGAAAACCAGCUUCAUCUCACAAGAUAAAUACUUGACAUGGUCACUUUUUCCAUGGGAAGUUCUACAUUAAAGGUGACUUGAAAUGUUGCUGUUUCCUGGAUCUUAGGUGAACAGAGGGACUGGAUUACACUGUCAUGUACCAUUAAUUUCCUACAGUGAUUCUUUAUUUUUGUAAGUAGAAUGUUGAAUAAAUAAAUCAUGGACCUUUGGUGAUUUGUCUUGAAAAAUAUCAACUCACAAGUUGGGAGAGUAUGCCUGUUUGUCCUCUAACAUCAGAGGUGCACUUAGGACCUUGGGAGGGGAGCAGAAAAGAAAAUAACUUUUCCACUGUAUCAUCUGGUGAAGAAAGAAUGGGUGAUACUUAGUUAUCUGAAGGGAAGGGGCUCAGUCAACAAUAAAAUAAAAAUAAGUGCCUGCUAUGUGCCACAUACUGAUAAAGACUGGGGAUUCAAAGAAGGGAAAAGAUAACUGAUCUUACGGAGCUUACAUUCUGGAUGAUAUAAAUUAGGAGACUGGUUCUAAAAAAAAAAUUAUUGAACAUAGAAUGUUAGAACUAGAAAGAGCCUUGAGCUUAUCUAUUGACUAAAUUCAGUCCAAGCCA